This is a messenger RNA of Daldinia childiae, 663 nucleotides long. RefSeq lists its product as uncharacterized. The transcript has a single exon. NCBI's taxonomy places the organism in Eukaryota, Fungi, Ascomycota, Sordariomycetes, Xylariales, Hypoxylaceae. The record is from RefSeq and is a predicted model, not a curated record. The coding region runs from base 1 to 663 and encodes 220 amino acids.
AUGUCAGGAAACCCAGGCUCGCUCCUCCGCCUCCCCAACGAGGUCCUCGAUAUAGUCAUCGAGUACAUAACUAAGCCACGCGAUUACUUCCAUCUAGCGCGAACCUGCCACCGCCUGUGGGAGCACAACGACCCGAUAUACACGUGCGUGAAGCUAGACGCAGGCAUCCUCUGGCGCAACAUAGUCGGCUGGCCCGGAUCCGGCAUCCGGCGAUGGCCCAGCGGCUACGAGCCGCUGCUGUACUGGAGUCUGCGCACGCGACAGCCCGUGCACGUCGUAAUGCGCUUCGUCGACAGCUACUACCGGGUGUACCCAGAGGUGCUCCGGGGAUCGCGAACGUCGGCUCUUAGGCCGGCCGCCGCGUAUGCUAUUGCCGCCGACCACCUCGACGCGCUGCAGGUCAUGCUCGACAUGCGCGUGGUACCGUCGCUGAAGAAGAUGGGCGAGCAGUAUAUGAGCUGGGCCGUCGAGCUGGGCCAUAAUCUCGCCAUCCCGCGCUGGCUUGUUGAGAACGGGGUCCGGGUUACUAUGCCGCAUAUGCUUGCUCUUGAUAGGAGGGAGCUUGCGCCGAGUCCUGACGCUGACUGGCAGUGGUUUUGGAGCCAUUAUAGCUCGUCCAUCGCGGGCAACGCGGGAAAUGUGAGUAAUAUAGGUGGGCCGUAA